Coregonus clupeaformis (lake whitefish) is the source of this 1552-nucleotide messenger RNA. RefSeq names its product GTP cyclohydrolase 1 (gene gch1). Bases 160 to 942 code for a protein of 260 amino acids. The transcript has 6 exons. Gene Ontology annotation, biological process: tetrahydrobiopterin biosynthetic process; tetrahydrofolate biosynthetic process. Lineage: Eukaryota; Metazoa; Chordata; Actinopteri; Salmoniformes; Salmonidae. Gene Ontology annotation, molecular function: zinc ion binding; GTP cyclohydrolase I activity; GTP binding. The record is from RefSeq and is a predicted model, not a curated record. Gene Ontology annotation, cellular component: cytoplasm.
GGUACCAUCGUCUGAGAGUGCUUCAUGUACUUUGAUACGUUCAGGUGACGGCAGUGUACUCUGCAGGUGGUGCACUCAAAACAAAGCUGCGUCCACGAAGCGAAAACACUGCAAAGCGCAUCCUCCAAAAGUGAAAAGACCUUACGUCAAUUCUGAACUAUGGAGCGCUCAAAACAGAGUCACGAGAAUGAAGCUGACAGUAGACAGACUACAAACGAAAGUUCAAUAAACGGACACAUUGACGGCUUGGUAAAAAAAGACAACCGGACCUUGGUAGGCCUGUCUCAAGGGACGGGGACGGCCGGUGAGUCGAGUUCGCACACAGGGUCCUCCGUGGUAGAGGGCUGGAAGCAUGAGCGCACCCGAAGUAUGGAAGACAAUGAGAUGAGCUUGCCUAGUCUUGCUGCUGCCUACACCACUAUUCUCCGGGGUCUCGGGGAGGACCCGCAAAGACAGGGACUUCUAAAAACUCCGUGGAGAGCCGCGACUGCCAUGCAGUUCUUCACCAAGGGCUACCAGGAGAAAAUCAUAGACGUGCUGAACGACGCCAUCUUCGACGAGGACCACGACGAGAUGGUGAUCGUAAAGGACAUCGACAUGUUCUCCAUGUGUGAGCACCACCUGGUGCCCAUCUUUGGAAGGGUCCAUAUAGGCUACCUCCCCAAUAAGAGGGUGCUGGGCCUCAGCAAGCUGGCCAGGAUUGUUGAAAUCUACAGCCGUCGACUGCAAGUUCAAGAGCGGUUGACCAAACAAAUCGCUGUGGCGAUCACUGAAGCUCUGCAGCCUGCCGGGGUGGGCGUCGUCAUCGAGGCAACUCACAUGUGCAUGGUGAUGAGGGGGGUGCAGAAGAUGAACAGCAAGACUGUGACCAGCACCAUGCUGGGGGUGUUCCGGGAGGACCCCAAGACACGGGACGAGUUCCUCACCCUCAUCAGGAGCUGAGAGGGACGGCUGGCCCACAAACCUGCUGCCCAGCCCAACUCAGACCCCUCUCUCCCUGUCGCCUGGCACAGCAAUCUCUGUACGAAGCCUAGAGUCCAGGCUUGCUGGGUGUGUCUGUGAGUUGUGGGUGUGUCUGUGAGUUGUGGGUGUGUGUGUUUUAGUCCAUCCCUCCACCCCCUUCCAAAUCAUCACACACAUCACAUGGUCACAUGACAUAGCUGUGUGUGUACAUGGCAGUCUUACUAAAUGGUGUCUGUCAGGUGGCUCAAUGAUUAGUGUUUAUGGUUGCUUAAUUUAAAGGACUUUUAUCCGGAUUGAACUACCAAAUACGGUAAAGAUACUUGCACCUACAUAGAAACAUCCUAACAUCAAUAUUUUAUCAAUUUUUAUUUUAUUCUUUACUUUUUUCCUGAUAUAUUUUUGCAAGAUAUUUUUAUCCACAUAAGCUAGGCCCAGUAGGACCAUAUGUCAGUCUUAGGGCUCUAUUAAAUCUGUAAAGCUGAAGCAUUAUAGGUUCCACUAUAUACAUUUAAAGGUACCGUAAUUUUCGGACUAUAAGCCGCGCCUUUUUUCCCAUUUUUCGACCCUGCGGCUUAUAUAACGGUGCGGC